Messenger RNA from Aethina tumida (small hive beetle), 679 nucleotides. Its product is annotated as S-phase kinase-associated protein 1. Gene Ontology annotation, biological process: SCF-dependent proteasomal ubiquitin-dependent protein catabolic process. Gene Ontology annotation, molecular function: cullin family protein binding. NCBI's taxonomy places the organism in Eukaryota, Metazoa, Arthropoda, Insecta, Coleoptera, Nitidulidae. The transcript is spliced from 3 exons. The record is from RefSeq and is a predicted model, not a curated record. Bases 82 to 606 code for a protein of 174 amino acids. Gene Ontology annotation, cellular component: nucleus; cytoplasm.
AUUUAUAAUAAAAUCGUCUUGGCGGACAUUUGAAAAUAUUAAUGGUCAUUUUUAAAAUGACAUUUUUUUGCAUCAAUCAAAAUGGAGGAAACAAAGAAGAGAAAAGUGACUUCUAAGUCGGAAAUCAUUAAAUUGAGAAGCACUGGAGAAAUUAUAGAAAUGAAUGUCGACGCUGCAAAGUAUUGCUCGACUCUGAAAGACAUGAUAGAUAAUCUAGGAUUAGGAGAGGAAGAUGAUGAACCUCUGAGCGUGCCCAUUAAUACCGCAACUUUAAACAAGGUUAUGGAGUGGGUAACAUUUCAUAAGGAAGAUCCACCAAAUCCGGAGAAUUUGGAGGAGAAUGGACCGAAAAAAUCAGACGAUAUUUGCAAAUGGGAUGCAAAUUUCGUAUCCGAAAUCGACGAUGUCUUAUUCUUUGAUAUGAUGAUGGCGGCCAAUUAUCUUAAUAUUAAAGACCUUAUUGAGGUGCUUCUAAAAACUCUAGCAAACAAUUUAAAGACUAGAAACGCAGCUCAAAUUCGUGAAAAAUACAAUAUACAAAACGAUAUAGGGGCUAGUGAUGCUAAACGGUAUUCAAAAGAAGUUGAUUGGUUUUUCAUUCCUUAAAUUUUAUUACAUUUUGAUUCAACUGUUUAAUUGUAUUAAAGUUAAUUUUCACUAUAUCUUAAUUAUAAUUCAA